UUCUUUGAAGAGUUUUCUGGUGUUGUUAAUUAACUGAACUCUCUUCUCUUGAUAUCUGGUAUCUUGGUAUCUCUAUUGGAAACUGAAACACUCAGAUUACUUCAAUAUCAUCAUCAUCAUCAUCAUCAUCAUCAUCAUCAUCAUCAUCAUCAUCAUCAUCAUCAUUUUAGCCAUUGUCCAUCCACUGCAAGAUGGAGGCCUCUUCUGCAAGUUUCCAACCAAUGCAGUCCUGAGUUUCUUUUGCCAAUUAGGCCCACAAUACUUGCUGAUGUCGUCAAUCCAUCUUGUUUUAGGUCUCUCUCGUGAAUGCUUUUUAUCAAGUGGGAUUGCCUUGACUGCCUUGUUCCACCUGCCAUCAGCUCUUCUUGCUAUGUGACCAGCCCAUUUCCAUUUCAAUUCUUAUACUCUCCUGAUGAUAUCAUAUACUUUUGUUUGUUUUCUAAUCCAGGUGCAGGUCUUUCUAUCUUGUCUUGUAAUGCCAAGUAUUUCCGUAGCUCUUUGCAUCAUUCGUAGCUUUUGUCUUGAUUGUGAGAUUAGGCUCCAUGUUUCACCGGCAUAUGUUAGAGCAAGUAACACGCACUAAUCAAAAACUUCUUUCUUCAAGCAUAGAGGGAGGUUGUUUUUGAAAAUUAGGCUUAGCUUGCCAAAUGCCUGCUAACCACAUUUAACACGCCAUUCAAUUUCCUUUAUUGUACCACCUUCCAUUGAGAUCCAUUGGCCAAGGUUUAUGUAGUUAUCUACUACAUCUAGUUCUUCUAUAAAACCUUUUAUUCCUUUGGUGAAUUUUGCUAGCUCUUUUUCAGGUUUAUUUUAAGCCAAAUGGUUCUUCUGCUUUGUGCAGCAGGUGUCUUGUUAGAUCUUCUUGGUCUUGUGAGAAGAGGACAUCAUAAUUUGCAAAUCUUAAGUGAUUUUAAAAGGUGCCAUUGAUUUUUAUUCCAUCUUUUGUCGAGUGAUAUUUUGUCGAGUGAUAGGUGAUAUUUUAUUGCCUUGUUGUACACCUCGUUCUUUAUUGAUUAAUACUUUUAAGAUAUUUUGGCUGUUAUCUUGGUGAAAACAGAGUCACAAUAGAUGUUAUAAUGCGAUAUCUAAGGAAGCUAACAUCUAACUGCUUCUAGUAUGGCUGCUAUGAGAUUAUCCCAGGUACCUUGAAAUAGAAACAUAUGAUUGGAUUUUACGGUAUGAAACGGAGCCAUAUGUCAUGUCAUAUUUAAAAUCAAGUAGAAUGCUUUCUAAAUAACUCUGAAUUUUAUGAAAUGUUUCAUUUUCCCUUAUGCAGCCACGACGAGCCUAUGAAGUUUUCUGUCUGGCAGACUAAAUUAGCACAGACCAGGCAGGAAAUUGAGGAUGGAAAGAAUUGUCUUAUGAGGAUGAGAUACAAAAUGAUCCCUCCCUAUUUCAAGUCUGAAUUUGGAAUGCAGUUUCUUCAAAAAGAGUUUCCAGAUGUUGACGUUCUCUCAGGAAUGCUCCCUCCUUUUCCAGACAAAGAAACAAAGGAACCGUUGUUCGAUACAUUUACAGAAUCUUCUGAAAAUGAAACUGCUGGAGUAACUGCAAGUGUCAGAGAUGGCUUGGUCAGACAUAAGCAUUCCAAAGAACUGCCUCUAAACACCAUUUCUUCCUCAAACUAUGCUGAAACCUAUCCAUCCCAUCUUACAAACGUAGGUGCAGAAGGAAAUGAAACACGAGUCCAGGUCCAUCCAAAACUUCAACCACUUCUUGUGGAUGUUACAGGAUCCCCAAGAAAAGAGAAAGUGAAAUUGCCUGCUUUGAUACAAAGAAACAAGCCACGAUCAGUACCAAGGCAAAAAAAUGUAGACCUUGUUUCUGGCAAAGUCCGCACAUGCUCUGUCACAGCACCUUCCCAGACAAUGUCAGGAUUCCUUCUUAUCCCACCGAAGGUGACAUUUGGCAUUCUUAAGGAGGGCUGCACUUAUUCAACCACAGUGGCUUUGAAGAAUGUUGGAAUGGACUUCUGCAGGUUUCGGGUGAAACAACCACCACCUUCUACAGGAUUGCGAGUCAACUACACUCCAGGGCCUGUGGCUGCUGGACUGCAAACUGUACUGGAAAUAGAGAUUUUUGCCAUGGCUGUUGGAGUGGAAGGAGAUGAGGGCUUGGACAAACUUUCCCAUCAGAUUGAAAUUCACACAGAAACUGAAACACUAUUUCUUCCUGUGGAAGCAACAGUCUUAACAGAAAGCAUCUAUGAUGAGAGACCAUCAAACUAUCCCAAGGGACGGCAUGCCUCCAGCAUCCAGCUGAUCCCAGCAAGUCCAGCCUCUCAGUUUAGAGUAAUACUUCCUCACAAGCUUCCUCAUUAAUAGCAGACCGGAUUAAUUUUUUCCAAUACUAUGACAGUCCUCCAGUGCUAACAUUCUUAGUAUGCAUAUAAUAUUAAAUCAAUGUUUUCAAAGGUUAAUGAAAUUGUAUUUAAACUAAUAUUUACACAUUGUAUAUAAAUUGUUAUUGUAAACAAUUGUGAGCAUAUCUUAAUAUGUAUAUGCAGCAAUAAAUAAGAAAAAUUCUGUA
This is a messenger RNA of Thamnophis sirtalis, 2529 nucleotides long. NCBI's taxonomy places the organism in Eukaryota, Metazoa, Chordata, Lepidosauria, Squamata, Natricidae. The record is from RefSeq and is a predicted model, not a curated record.